Notolabrus celidotus (New Zealand spotty) is the source of this 2737-nucleotide messenger RNA. RefSeq names its product K(lysine) acetyltransferase 7b (gene kat7b). The record is from RefSeq and is a predicted model, not a curated record. The transcript has 14 exons. Gene Ontology annotation, molecular function: zinc ion binding; histone acetyltransferase activity. Gene Ontology annotation, cellular component: nucleus. Gene Ontology annotation, biological process: regulation of DNA-templated transcription. The coding region runs from base 183 to 1853 and encodes 556 amino acids. NCBI's taxonomy places the organism in Eukaryota, Metazoa, Chordata, Actinopteri, Labriformes, Labridae.
ACUCUGGUCAGUCUGUGCGGGGAAUGUGGCGCGGGAGACCCAGGCAACGCUCUGUACAUACACAAACUUCAGCCUGAAAUCAAUCAAUAAUCAGUUUAUGUUUUCUUCCUUUUGUUAAGGUUGGGGGGAUUUUAUAAUUCACGACAAUACAACUCUUGGACGUCCCGCUGAUCGAGGAGAAUAUGCCUCGUAGACGACAGAGACACAUGCCAGGGAGUGGGUCAGAUGGAACUGAAGACUCUGACUCCUCUGCUGAAAGAGAACAAACCAACAGUUCAGAAAGUGACGGACACAUGCCCAAGAGACAGCGCCUCACCAGAGCCUCUACUCGCCUUAGCCAAAGCUCUCAGGAUACUCCAGACUUGAAACGAGCGGUGGACCACGAUGAAUCUCCACCAUUGACGCCCACAGGAAACGCUCCCUCCUCUGAAUCUGAGCUGGACAUCUCCAGCCCAAACGCUUCCCAUGAUGAGAGCCAGGCCAAAGAUCAAACCAGCAGAGACUCUGAUAAGGACCUCUCCCAUCGGCCCAAACGACGCCGUUGUCACGAGACUUACAACUUCAACAUGAAAUGCCCCACGCCGGGGUGCAAUUCUCUCGGUCACCUCACGGGAAAACAUGAACGUCAUUUUGCUGUAUCAGGCUGCCCUCUUUACCACAAUCUGUCUGCUGAUGAGUGCAAAGUUAAAGCCAUAAGCCGAGAGAAACAAGAAGAGGAUGUGAAGACUCAAGAAGAGAGCAACUCGCGAACCCAUGCAACUCGGAACCAGACGCCAACAUCAAAACAGAGCAGGUACAAGGAGCAGGUGGCUGAGCUGAGGAAAGGAAGAAACUCUGGCCUUCAGAAGGAGCAGAAAGAAAAACACAUGGAGCAUCGUCAGACGCACGGCAACACCAGAGAGCCUCUGCUGGAGAACAUCACAAGUGAAUAUGACCUGGAGCUCUUCAGGAAAGCCCAGGCCCGAGCAUCUGAAGAUCUGGAGAAGCUGCGUAUCCAGGGUCAGAUCACCGAGGGCAGCAACAUGAUCAAGACCAUUCUGUUUGGCCGGUACGAGCUGGACACCUGGUACCACUCGCCAUAUCCGGAGGAGUAUGCACGCUUAGGUCGCCUUUAUGUUUGCGAGUUCUGCCUCAAGUACAUGAAGAGCCAGACGAUUCUCAGGAGACACAUGGCCAAGUGUGUGUGGAAGCAUCCUCCAGGAGACGAGGUGUACAGAAAAGGAGCCAUAUCUGUGUUUGAAGUUGAUGGGAAAAAGAAUAAGAUCUACUGCCAGAACCUGUGUUUACUCGCCAAGCUCUUCCUGGACCACAAAACACUCUAUUAUGACGUGGAGCCUUUUCUCUUUUACGUCAUGACAGAGGCCGACAACACCGGCUGUCAUUUAGUGGGAUACUUCUCCAAGGAGAAGAACUCCUUCCUCAACUACAAUGUGUCCUGUAUCCUGACCAUGCCGCAGUACAUGAGGCAGGGCUUUGGGAAGAUGCUUAUUGACUUCAGUUACUUGCUUUCCAAAGUGGAGGAGAAGGUGGGCUCCCCAGAGAGGCCUCUGUCUGACCUGGGCCUCAUCAGCUACCGUAGUUACUGGAAGGAGGUGUUACUCAGAUACAUGUACAACUUCCAAGGAAAAGAAAUCUCCAUCAAAGAGAUCAGUCAGGAGACUGCUGUCAAUCCGGUGGACAUUGUGAGCACCCUGCAGUCGCUGCAGAUGCUGAAGUAUUGGAAGGGGAAACACCUGGUGUUGAAGCGACAGGACCUGAUCGACGAGUGGAAAGCAAAGGAGAUCAAGAGAGGCAAUAGCAACAAAACCAUCGACCCAAGCUCACUGAAGUGGACCCCUCCUAAAGGGACAUGAGCACCAAGAACCUCAGGCUACUGAACCAACUCACCUCUAGCCUCACCAGCCACAAGUAGCCUCGACUCACAAAACUCAAUAAAGACGAGUGCUCUUCUUUCUUUCAUGUUUUUCCUUUUCUUCUUUGUUUCACAGAACAGUUUUUUACUUUUUUAUUCUACCUUUGUUUGUAUUUUAGACUCCAUAUGUUACAAAUCUGAUGAUUUUUGGUUUUCUACACCAGAGAGACUUCUUUGUCCUGUUUGUUUUUAAACCUGCUUCUACUCAGCUUUGAAUGUUCAAUGAUAAACGGUCCAGUGUGGUGGAUAACAUGAAUGUUUUGCUUUUUUCAUGCAAAAAAAAUAUACCUACAUUUGGCAGCAUUACAGGCUGUUUUUUGUAUUAAUACAAUAACUGUUAGCAUGAAGUGAAACUGUAAGCUGAGUGUUAUCUGAGAAAUGAUGUAUGGUGACGUCUUUGGUUGGUGUUAAAUUGUAUAGAAGAAAACAAUAAUGUACUUUUUUUCCCCAGCUCCAUCAAUACAGGAAUCGGACCCACUCCUCUGAUGAACCUGCCAAACAAUGGUGCAUUAUUCAGAUAUUUUUCAUUUUCUGGGAAUAAUUGAGAAAAAAAAGACUAUACCACUGUAGGAAUGCACAUAGAAAUAAAACAACCUCAGGUUUUUCUACGGAUACAAUCUUACCUUGCUCGUGUGGUUUCUCCAAAACUUCAGGCGCGGUGGUUGUUGCAGACGCAAACACUCUGGUUAAAAGUUCUGCCAAUACAGAAAACAAUCUGAGCUCAACAUUUGACUGAAUUUACUUUUUACUUUAAUCAUAGAUGUUUAAUGUGUAUUAGCAAUUUGAUAUUUUUAAUAUCAAUAAAGCUGCCUUGAUAUUUUGAAA